GGCUCCAAUUUCACUCAGUAGCGAGCCGAGCGUCGGCCGCAGAGAGUGGACGUGCAGGCGUCCCCAGCCGUACCACCAUGCCGGAGAAGGAGCGCAAGACGACGUUCGCCGGAAUCGAGGACAGAGAGGUGGAGUUUGCGCCCCUCAAUGUCGACGAGAACGGUGAUGUCGAGGUCAAGGCGGUGCCGGAGCGUGCCGCCUGGGGCAACAAGUGGCAGUUCAUGCUGAGCUGCGUGUCGCUGUCUGUCGGCCUCGGAAAUGUGUGGCGCUUCCCCUACCUGGUGCAGCAGGAUGGAGGAGGCGCGUUCCUGAUCCCGUACGUGCUGAUGAUGGUUCUGGAGGGCGCGCCGCUGUUCCUCGUGGAGCUCGGAAUCGGCCAGCGGCUGCGGCAGGGCUCGCUCGGAGUCUGGAACAUCAUCCACCCGUGGACGGCCGGCAUCGGUGUGGCCGCCACCAUCGUCUCCUUCAUGGUCGGCCUCUACUAUAACAUGAUCAUCGCCUGGUGCUUCUACUACUUCUUCAACUCGUUCACGAGCCCGCUGCCGUACGCCUUCUGUCCCACCACGGGUCCGAACGGCACCGUGGUGCCCGAGUGCGAAAUGUCCUCCGAGACGGCCUUCUUCUGGUACCGCAACGCCCUGGACGCCUCGUCGGCCAUCGAUGAGCCCGAGGGCAUCAAAUGGUGGAUGGCGCUCUGCCUGCUGCUCUCCUGGGUGCUCGUCUAUGCCUGCAUCAUGCGUGGUAUCCAGUCCUCGGGAAAGGUUGUCUACUUCACGGCUCUGUUCCCGUACCUGAUCCUGAUCAUCUUCUUCGGGAGAGCUGUGACACUGCCCGGAGCUGGUGUCGGACUCAAACACCUCUUCACACCAAAGAUGGAGAAGCUGAUCGACCCGACCGUGUGGAUGGACGCAGCCACACAGGUGUUCUACUCGCUAUCGGUCGGCUUCGGCUCCCUGAUCGCCUUCGCCUCCUACAACCCGGUCAACAACAACUGCAAACAGGACGCCGUCUUCAUGUGCAUCGUCACCGUGUUCACGGCUACCUUCGGAGCGGUGGACAUUUUCGCCGUGCUCGGCUACAAGGCGGUUCAGAACUACCACAAGUGCAUCGCCCACAAUGUCGACAAGUUGUCGGUGCUGUACCCGGAGCAGUUCUUUGUCAACAUGUCGGCUGAGGCGUACACCGACAUGCUGCAGCACCACGACUUCACCAACGAGACUCAGCUGGAGAUGGGCCUGCAGCACUGCGACCUCACCAAGACUCUUGACCAGGCUGCCGAGGGUACCGGUCUGGCGUUCAUCGUGUUCACCCAGGCGAUCGUGGAGCUGCCCGGCUCCAACUUCUGGUCGGUGGCCUUCUUCAUGAUGCUGCUGGCCCUCGGACUGGGCUCCCAGUUCGGCACCAUGGAGGGCGUCAUCACCAACAUGUUCGACAUGAACAUCCGCGUCAGGAAGGAAGUCCUCACCGGUGUCAUGUGCAUUGUGUCGUUCCUGAUCGGUCUCGUGUUCUGCACCGGCGCUGGAGAGUACUGGCUGAAGAUGUUUGACGCGUUUGCCGGCACCUAUGGACUCGUCGUCAUCGGCUUCUUUGAGAUCGUCGUCGUUACUUACGUUUAUGGCUAUGAAAAGUUCUGUGACGACAUCGAGAACAUGACUGGCAGCCGUCCGGGCCUGUACUGGCAGAUCUGCUGGCGUUUCGUGGCGCCGAUACUCAUCAUCGUCAUCUUUUCGGCAACCGUCGUGACCCAGAUUAUGAACCCGCCUACCUACACCAUAUGGAACUCCACACUGGCGGAGCCCCAGAAGGUCGAGUACCCGCCCGCCGUGAUGGCCGUGGCUGUGCUACUAAUGCUGGCCGGCACCGCUCCCAUCGCCAUCGUGUUCCUGAUGCGCCGCUUCCAGUGCGUCAAGGUUGACAUGGACAUCCACCAGGCGGCUAUCAAACGGAUAGACACGACCACCUCCACCACCGGCAUGGUCCGCGAGGCAGAGCCGAUGGCCAGACAGGACUCGCAGUCGUACGUUUGGACCAAGCUGACUGACAUGUCAAAGCGGUCGUCAGAUGCAUGAGAAGGGGUAGGACUGCGUGUGUCUGUGUGCUCACUGACGCCGGACCAGCACCGCACUGCGACACGGCGUCUGGCCAGUAACCACUGGUUACCUGUGAUGAGGGAGUACACGGACACGCCGCACAACUCGGAGGAGAACAUGGAGGACGUCAAAUUCCAGAUGGAAGUGGUGGACGCCUAGCGGGUGACUCGGUGGCGGCGGCGGCCCGCACGCCGCGCCGGCUCGCCCUCUCGUAGACACAUCGCGUCGCGUCGCGUGCGUUGGUGACGACGCAUGCCGGCGGCUGGGACCGGUGCAAUCACUGUAGUCUCUCUGUGCCGGGCGUGCUCCGAUGCCGGCCGUCACGGAGCAGUGGAUGACGGACGCGGCCGGCCGAUGAGACUGACUAUCGGAGCCAAGAUCGGGCCCGGUUGUGUGAGAUGACGAGCUUCCGGACGCGACAGCGCGCGGCGCCGGAACGGGGUCCCGUCGGUGAUGCUCCAGCGGUAGGCCCAACUGGACCCUCGCGCCUCCGAGGCUCUGGUGGAGUCUCGGCAAGCCAGGGUUACGGCAGGUCGCGAGCUCACGGACCGCCUCCGGCGAUAUGGCAGGGCGAAUAGUGAUGUCGAAGUAUAGCUCAAACUAUUUUUGGCAGCGUUUCCUCGUGCGCGCGUCGGGUUCGGAACUAGCGUUUUCGGUGUGUGCUGCGAUUGUGGACAAUGACAGCGGCCGGGUAGAUGGACCGACAAUGCUUAUCGUGUGUGAGGAGUAGUUGUGACUGCGCCGAAACGGGAGCCGACCGAGGCGUGGCGCAGGUCACCAGUGUAGAGACAGUGCGACGAGCGCGCGUUUAGACGGCCAGCUCAAGUUACUCACGCGUUCGCGCCAAAAGGUGAUGUCACUUGUGAUAGACUCAGAUCUAAACCCUGCAGCGAAUGAGUUCCGAUAGUAUUGCAAGAGACAAAUUCAUAUGAAAAAAUAACUGCACUGUCAGCUGAGCUUUUUAGUAGUCAACUGAUUAAAGUCUUUAUAGCACGUAUCCCUUGCCUCUGUACCAUAAUAUUUAGCCCUUCUAUAUAUUUUAUGGCCCUGUAAUGAGUUCUCUAAAUUAAGGAUACCAACUAACUAUUGCAAAUCUGAGUGCAAGUGGUACAGCCGGUCACGGGUCAGACCACGACUUCCCAGAGCAGUUCCGUUACGUUGCCAUUGUUCGCACUGUAGGCUGCCUGUUCACCACACAGUUGCUCUCAGGCUAAUCAAAAGUUUCUCCUAAACGGGAUAAUGUUUCUUUUGGAUGCUUCAAAAGCUUCUCGGGGUUGGGACAUCCAUCGGUUUACAUAUCUGAGUCUGAGGGAGUGCGGGAUUCGUAAGCUUAUAAAUUAGAAACAUAAGGAUUGAUCUGUGUCGAUGUAAAUAAGUUGUAGUUAGCUACCAAUGUAGUAAACCGUUGAAGAUGCUUGCUAAAAUGCCCUUUCAUUUCGUUUUCAUACGGAAAAAAAUGUUGCUCUUGUUGGUGUUAUUGAAUCUCUGUCCUACAGUAUUCAAGACUCAAAAAGACUCAUUUUGUCCCAUGGGUAACUUUCGCUCUUUUGACCAUCUCAGCGGGAAAUGUCAAUAUAACUAGUGUGCAGUCGUCAGGCACACCGAAGGUUUAGGCAGGAGCAGAACGUGACGAACUUGUGUGUAUUACUCGUGUGUGGUGCUCACUCGCCGAGGUUAAUAUUUCUGUGUAAGAGUUGUGGUUCUUGCAUGGGUAACCAGGUGACAUUGAUAUUAGUAGCGGCAGUAGUCAGCGAAACCAUGCGAGUCAGAAUAAAUGAUUGUGUAAAAGGG
Messenger RNA from Amphibalanus amphitrite, 3881 nucleotides. RefSeq names its product sodium-dependent neutral amino acid transporter B(0)AT3-like. The transcript has 13 exons. Gene Ontology annotation, biological process: sodium ion transmembrane transport. Bases 78 to 2069 code for a protein of 663 amino acids. The record is from RefSeq and is a predicted model, not a curated record. Gene Ontology annotation, cellular component: membrane. Lineage: Eukaryota; Metazoa; Arthropoda; Thecostraca; Balanomorpha; Balanidae.